This is a messenger RNA of Talaromyces marneffei, 1011 nucleotides long. RefSeq lists its product as uncharacterized. The transcript is spliced from 4 exons. Lineage: Eukaryota; Fungi; Ascomycota; Eurotiomycetes; Eurotiales; Trichocomaceae. The record is from RefSeq and is a predicted model, not a curated record. Gene Ontology annotation, molecular function: oxidoreductase activity. Bases 1 to 1011 code for a protein of 336 amino acids.
AUGACUUCCUUUACAGUGGACGGAUUGACCGUCGCACCCAUUCUGAACAACUCCUUUGGAGCAGAGGUCUCGGGCAUUAAUUGGGAUCAGGUGCCUCUACCAGACGCAACCAUCAAAACCCUAAUAACCCUACAAAACAAAUACGCAAUCAUCAUAUUCCGCAACACCAACCUCGACAACGACCGCCACGUCGCCUUCUCCCAACAACUCGGCGCCCUCGAAUUAAACCCCGUCUGGGGAAACACCACGCGCGUCAACAACCAAUACCUGUUUGAUGUCAGCAACCUCGAAGCAGACGGCAGUGUCGCGAAAAGGGGUAGUAGACGAUGGGCGCAUUCUCUAGGGAAUGCGCUGUGGCAUACAGAUUCGGCGUUUAAUCAACAUCGAGCCAAGUAUUCGCUCUUACUGGCGCAUAGUGUGCCCGGAGAAGGGAAGGGGAAGACAACGUUCGCUGAUACGAGGAGGGCGUGGAGGGAGUUGGAUGAGGAGCGGAAGGGGGAGUUGAAGGAUGUUGUUGUUGAGCAUGAAUUGUGGCAUUCCCGCCGUCUCGCCGCACCGGAAGAAUACAGCGAACUCACGCCGGAAGAACGUGGCAAGAAACCACCUGCAUACCACCGUCUAGUCCAAAGGACGCCCAACGGGGAAGAAGAGACGUUCUUCCUCGCGGCGCAUGCGAAACGACUGUUUAGCAAGGAUGGGGAAGAGUUGGAGGAUAGUCAGAAGAAGAUUUGGGAUUUGAUUGCGCAUUGUACGCAGGAUAAGUAUACGUUUGUUGCAGAGUGGAAGUCGGCGGGGGAUUUGAUGUGGUGGGAUAAUCGACAGUCGAUGCAUCGCGCAAGUGCGUACGAUGAGAAGAUGGGGGCUAGGGAUGUGAGGAGGUCGACUGUGUAUGAUGAUGGGGAGGCCGCGAUGGGAGUUGCUACACCGGUUGGGGCGCUGACAACUCCAGUAACGAAGACGGAGACUGUUGUUUCUGUGACGCCAGUAGAGCAGGUUAAUGUUGUCUUGUAG